UUGACAAACAGUUGUUGCCUAGUCAGCAACAUAGAGCCAGUCUGGGCUUGGUCUCUCGCUUUUCGAGGAUGAACGUCGGACCCCGGGGUGCUUUGCAGAAUUUAAGUGGAACUUCAGAGGGACCAGGACCGCAGUAAAGGUUUUUGGGCCCAGAGUUCUGCUUUCGAAAACGAUUGCAACGUAGGCCUUCUUUGUUCCUUCUUCCCUCCCUCCUAGGAUCGUAAUGAGAGCCAAGGGAGCAAACGAAACCACCUAACCACGCCUGGAGUUCUCGUGACUCCUCCUCUCUCCCUAGACCCAGCUGCAGGGCCCGGCCUUGAGCCGAAAGUCUAGCAAAGUAACCCCUUGGGAAGCCAGCUCCCAGGUGGCUGGUAGCAUCACUCCUCCACUUCGAGCUCGGACGACCUGAGGAACCUGCCUCCUUCUUUGGCUCCCCUGAGGGCACAGCUGGCCAGCUCACUGGGACCUGGCAGGGCUGGUCCAGAACGAGGCUAGGCUCACCGCGGAGAACUUCCUUCCCGCUGCAGAUCUCCCCUAGCCCAGCCGCAGAAGGCUGCCACGAUGGGAGGAGACAUGUGGUUAGUGCCAGUCGGGCAGAAAGUGCUCUACUGGGGCGUUACGGGCGCGAUCACCUUGCUGGGUACGGUCCUCACGCUGAUCCUGCUGCAGAUGCUGGUCGCUUAUGUCCGAAAAUGGCAGCAGAUGAAAACCAUCCCCGCGUUUCCCUACGCAUUACCGCUGGUGGGACACUCCCUGUUGAUGAAAUCUAAUAGCCGAGAUUUUUUUGAGCAGCUUAUUCGCUAUUCUGAAGAAUUCAGAAAGGAACCACUACUUAAAUUGUGGAUAGGACCAGUGCCGAUAGUGACAUUGUAUCAUGCUGAUAAUGUGGAGGUACUUUUAUCAAGUUCAAGGCAAAUAGAUAAAUCCUACUUUUACAAGUUCCUGGAACCCUGGCUUGGCCUAGGACUCCUUACAAGUACUGGAAACAAGUGGCGUUCCCGGAGAAAAAUGCUCACCCCAACCUUUCAUUUCACAAUUCUGGAAGAAUUCCUAGAUGUUAUGAAUGAACAGGCGAAUGUAUUAGUUAAUAAACUUGAAAAACAUGUUGACCAAGAAGCCUUUAACUGUUUUAUGGAUAUUACGCUUUGUGCCUUAGACAUAAUCUGUGAAACUGCUAUGGGUAAAAAUAUUGGUGCCCAGGUCAAUGGUGAUUCUGAGUAUGUCCGCUCAGUUUUUAGGAUGACUAAUAUAAUAAUUCGUAGAAUGAAGAUGCCUUGGCUUUGGCUUGACCUGUGGUUUCUUAUGUUUAAAGAAGGAUGGGAACAUAGGAAGAGGCUAAAGAUCCUACAUGAUUUCACAGACAAAGUUAUUAGUGAACGAGUCAAAAAAAUGAAGGAAAAUGAGGAACAGAAGGAAGAUGACUUAAAACCAAAAACCAUCAAGCGGCGGGCUUUUCUAGACUUGCUUUUAAAUACAACUGAUGAAGAUGGGAAUGCAUUAAGUCAUCAGGACAUUCGAGAAGAAGUUGAUACUUUUAUGUUUGAAGGUCAUGAUACCACAGCAUCAGCUAUGAACUGGGUCAUCUACUUGCUGGGUUCCCAUCCAGAAGCCCAGCGCAAAGUAGACAAUGAGCUGGAUGAAGUCUUUGGGAACUCAGACCGCCCUGUUACAGUGGAUGACCUGAAAAAACUCAAGUAUCUGGACUGUGUCAUUAAAGAGAGCCUUCGUCUCUUUCCUUCUGUUCCUUUUUUUGCCCGUACUCUCAAUUCAGAUUGCUUUAUUGCUGGUUACAAGGUUCCAAAAGACACCGAAGCAAUUGUUUUUUCAUAUGCACUGCACCGAGAUCCAAAGCACUUUCCAGACCCUGAGGACUUCCAGCCUGAGCGAUUCUUCCCUGAGAAUUCUCAUGGACGUCAUCCUUAUGCUUAUGUGCCAUUUUCUGCUGGACCCAGAAACUGUAUUGGUCAGAAGUUUGCAGUGAUGGAAGAAAAGACUGUCAUUUCUUGGGUGCUGAGACGGUACUGGGUUGAAUCCAUUCAAAAAAGAGAAGAACUUGGCCUAAUGGGAGAGCUGAUUCUUCGGCCACAUGAUGGUAUCUGGAUUAAGCUGAAGAAGAGAAAGUAAAAAGGAACCUCAAAUCCAAUCAUCUGUAUUGGCAAUUCAUUAUCUAUCCUGGAAAAAAAUAUUAAGAGCACUUACAAAGUUCUUGGUGAUAAAUUAUGAGCUCUUUGGUAGAAUACACAUUUCAAAGUCAGGAUCUGUCUGUUUUCAAUGACUUCAGAAUUAAUUAUUAAAAAGAGAGUUGGGAUAAAUCACUUGUUACUACAAAAGUUGGUAGUAACCAUGUCCUUGGAAUAUUUCCUCAGGUGUCCAUUGAUGUCAGUCACAGAAGGAGCAGGUGACAAAUUUCCUUUAACCUAUAGGAUAUAGUUUUUGAUCAUCUGUUUAUAAAUCCAGAUAAGUAAGUUUUCUUUUUUAAGAGAAAUACUUACAUUUAAAUUUCUAUUCUUCACAAAAGCAUAGCUACUUAAGAAAGCCUAUUUUUAAAAAGUCAGUUAGACUUUCAUUAACAAGAACUAUCCUAAAGAAUAGCUACAAUUUGUUUGAUAUGAAAGAUCUAUUUGGUUUUGAUUUUUGGGAAAAGGAUACUAUUUUUUUCUCUUUUGAUCUAGGGGAUUUAAAAAUAAUUUUGUGAAUUAUAUCACUUAUAGUUAACAUCAUUUUAAAGCACUUUAUAUUUUCAAAGCAAUUAAUAUUUUGUCUUUAUCAGUUAUUCACAAUUUAUAUAGAGAAGCAAAUAAUGUUUACAUCCAAAAGGGCUCUUAGAGACUUCUAGCAACCUUCACAUCCCCCCACUCCCCAGGAGAAAGCCAUCAAUCUAAAAGGAAGUGAAAAGGUCUCAAUAGUCAAAAACAAAUGGCACAAAGCAGAUGCCUCAUAGAUUUUAUUUAGACUUAAUAAUAAUUUUAUUAUCAUAUAAUUCUAAAAAAUUAGUUUUCUAGUUUGCUUAAUCCACAGAAAAUCAUAAAGUUUGUGGCAGGGGAGAGGAUGAAUCAAAAUCCUAUUGAUAGGUUCAUGGAUAGCAGAGGAAAGUAAAACUAGGAAGCAGAGAGAAAUAUACAAGAUUGCUUAGCAAUUAGUAGGAAAAUACUUCAAACUUUGCUCCUUGCAAGGGUAGAAUUCUGUUAGUGAAUGUGCAUAGAUAAGGUGUAAGUGGAAUGGUUUUGUUUCUCAGUCUAACAUGGCCAUACUUGUCAAGAGAGAGAAAGAGACUAGGUUGCAUAAUAAUGAUCACGUAUGGGAUCUGAAAUUAAAUAAAAGGCAAAAUGCUUAAUUUUAUCCUUUAUUGGUCAGAUCUUUCUAAAAUCCUGUAACAAUUUUAUAAAAUAUGUCAUGGUGAUGAUAUACUUGAAGAGGUUCAAGACUUAAGGAAGUCAGAAUUGAAGGCAUUGCCAAAGGGCAAUACUGAGAUGAAGGCACUGACUUUUGGAAAUGAAGUUUUUGUUUGUUCAAUUUCCAAUCCAUUUUCUUCUCUUUUUCCUCCCUCCCUUAUUUACUUAAAAAAAAAGAAGAAAGAAAAGGACAGAAAGAGAAAACCUUUGAAAUAAAUACUCAAUCACUAGUAUUUAUUUAGUGCCUUCUAUUCCAGGUAUUUGUACUAAGUGUUUCACAGUGAUGAACUCAUUUGAUAAUAUGAUAGUAAUAAUCUCACAGCAGUACUGGGAGGUAGGCACUACUAGUAUCUCCAUUUGAUAGAUGAGAAAACUGAGGCAAACAGGUUAAAUGACUUGCUUAGGGUCACAUAGCUAGUAAGUAUCUGAGGCCAGAUCUGAACUCAGGACUUCUUGACUGUAAGCCCAACAUUCUGACCACUGCCUCACCUAGCUGCCCCAAAAGACAGACAGACAGAAGGUGCUAACUUAUUCACAAAAGGCAGAUGAGAUGCCUUUUUCCUGCUCUACCAUUCUUUUUUGCUAUGAUAUAUCAGGAUCAGGGUCAUUAGAUCCUAGGUUGUCUGUGCUUCCUUGCCUUGUUUAAUUCUUAUACGUGCAAAAAUAUGAAUAUUUUUAUUUCUGUAUUUGUUGCUUAUUAAUUUCCAGAUGUGCCCUUCCCCAGUGCCUCUCCAGAGAGCCAUGCCUUGUAACAAAAGAAACAGAAAAAAACAACAUAAAACAAUCCAUUACAUUAAAAUACCACAAUUUAUUCAGCCAUUUCUCCCAUUCGCUGCAUUUGUUUUAUUUCCAGUUAUUCUGUCAUAACAAACAAAGCUUCCAUGAAUAAUUUCAUACAGGCACAGCUUUUUGCCCUCUCAAUAAUGGCCUUAGGGUGUCACCUUAGUAAUGGAAUCCCUAGGUCAAUGGGCAUGAACAACUUUACAGCUCUUUAUGUAAAUUUCCAUCUUGUUUUUUAAAUAAAAAUGCACAGCUGCUCUAGCAAUGCAAUAUUUGGCCUGCUUCUCCAUGUUCCUAUCAACAUUUAAUUUAAUGACUUUAGCCUGUCUGGUUCUCAGUUAACAUAUAUUGCCAUACUUUGCUAGAUUGGUCCUUAGGCAGCCAAGACAAUCUGUUUCCAAGAUCCAAAAUAAGUCUUUCCAGCUUGGUCAUACUCAGUGGAACUUUUGUUCAAUUGCCACAACCCCUCAGGGAUUCAGGAUUACCUCCAUAGUAUGAUGAAUGUUGAAAUCAGAAUAUUUUUGUUCUCUAAGCCACUGUUGUCCCACCAGAAACUAUGCUUGGAUUAUGUAUAUGCUCAGGCUUAGAUCUGCUACUAAUCUCAUGCAGAUGUGUGUGGAGAUCUUUCCUUAAAUAUUUUGUAGAGGAACUCUCUCAACACAAAGAAAGGUUUUUUUCUUUUUCCUUCCUUCCUUCCUUCCUUCCUUCCUUCCUUCCUUCCUUCCUUCCUUCCUUCCUUCCUUCCUUCCUUCCUUUCUUUCUUUCUUUCUUUCUUUCUUUCUUUCUUUCUUUCUUUCUUUCUUUCUUUCUUUCUUUCUUUCUUUCUUUCUUUCUUUCUUUCUUUCUUUCUUUCUUUCUUU
Messenger RNA from Monodelphis domestica (gray short-tailed opossum), 5032 nucleotides. RefSeq names its product cytochrome P450 family 4 subfamily V member 2 (gene CYP4V2). Gene Ontology annotation, molecular function: iron ion binding; monooxygenase activity; oxidoreductase activity, acting on paired donors, with incorporation or reduction of molecular oxygen. NCBI's taxonomy places the organism in Eukaryota, Metazoa, Chordata, Mammalia, Didelphimorphia, Didelphidae. The record is from RefSeq and is a predicted model, not a curated record.